UAAAUCAAACUGAUUUCGAUUUGUUUGAAUUAAAGCCUCCUUUUAAUGCAUGUGAUUAUCUAUUUUAACAGCGUAAUGACGUGAUAUUUAGGAUAGUAUGCGCGCUCUCGUGCCUUCCAAGCACGAACCGGUUAUAUGUCUUUAUUAAAAUAAUCAGAUAGAUUAAUUUAAUAUGUUUAUUUACUGAUGUGGUUACAGUUGUCUGUGUUUUGAGCUUGGUAAGGUUUAAUUGGGAAAAAAAACGGUUGUGAAUUGCCUACAAUAUAUUUUCCUAUUCAUGUUGUCAAAAGAGAUUGAGAAGUAGGACAGAUUUUAAUACAUAAUUAAUCUCAUCAGGACAAUUUCAGAAAGCACUGUCAUGUCGUGGAUUCGAGAGAGGGAACUCUCCUUUUUAGAAAGGCUCACUGCCAACGUCCUGAAGGCAGGGCCUAUGCCCAAACAUGUGGCCUUUAUCAUGGACGGUAACAGGCGAUUCGCCCAGAAGGCACAUGUGCAGAGGCAGGAGGGCCACUCGCAGGGUUUUGAGAAACUGGCAGAGACGCUCCGCUGGUGCCUAAACCUGGGCAUUCACGAGGUGACUGUGUAUGCAUUCAGCAUUGAGAACUUCAAGCGCUCCAAAGAGGAGGUGGAUGGUCUGAUGGAGCUGGCCAGACAGAAGUUCAGCCGCCUGCUGACAGAGCAGGAGAAUCUGGAGAAGCAUGGUGUGUGUAUUCGUGUGCUGGGAGAUCUGACUCUACUCCCUGCAGAUCUGCAGCAGCUUAUUGCCAAAUCUGUGGUGGCAACUAAAGCACACAACAAGUGUUUUCUGAAUGUGUGCUUUGCAUAUACCUCAAGAUAUGAAAUUGCAAGUGCAGUGAAGGAAAUGGCUUGGGGAGUAGAGCAGGGCCUGAUAAAAUCCAGUGAUGUGUCUGAGGUGCUCCUCAGCGAGUGUCUCUAUAGCAGUAAUUCUCCAAACCCCGAUCUGCUCAUCCGUACGUCUGGAGAAGUGCGUCUCAGUGAUUUCCUCCUGUGGCAGACCUCAUAUUCCUGUCUAGUGUUCCAGUCGGUCCUGUGGCCGGAAUAUUCAUUCUGGAAUCUAUGUGAAUCUGUUUUACAGUACCAGCUGAGUUAUCAAUCUCUCCAGAAAGCUCGAGAUCUGCACAGAGAAGGCCAAGCGCUCCAGCAGAUGGAAGCGGAUCGCUCCUGUGUGGCUGAGCUCCUGCAGCAUCGUGGGAAUGGAAAGCUCGUGGACUCCCAGAGUCGACAGAAAGAACUGCUGAACUACAUCGCCAGCCGAGAGGAGAGGGUUCGCUGCUUUCUCAACGCCCUUCAGCACAAGAGAGACACUUUCUUCAGCGAUUUAAGCAGCCAGGCUGUUGUGGCUUAGCACUGAACUUUUGUAUUUACUGAUCUGUAAAUACUUCAAAUCUGGAAGGAUGUUUUACCCCGUUUUAUGGGGCAGUGGAUAUGUAUGAUUGAUAUUGAAAUAUAAAUGAUCUUAAAUCUUCAAAUAAAUUUUUUGAUUGAUUGA
This is a messenger RNA of Cyprinus carpio (common carp), 1510 nucleotides long. Its product is annotated as dehydrodolichyl diphosphate synthase complex subunit DHDDS-like. Gene Ontology annotation, biological process: polyprenol biosynthetic process. Bases 359 to 1366 code for a protein of 335 amino acids. Lineage: Eukaryota; Metazoa; Chordata; Actinopteri; Cypriniformes; Cyprinidae. Gene Ontology annotation, cellular component: endoplasmic reticulum; dehydrodolichyl diphosphate synthase complex. Gene Ontology annotation, molecular function: ditrans,polycis-polyprenyl diphosphate synthase [(2E,6E)-farnesyl diphosphate specific] activity. The record is from RefSeq and is a predicted model, not a curated record. The transcript has 10 exons.